Messenger RNA from Verruconis gallopava, 2463 nucleotides. RefSeq lists its product as uncharacterized. NCBI's taxonomy places the organism in Eukaryota, Fungi, Ascomycota, Dothideomycetes, Venturiales, Sympoventuriaceae. Bases 441 to 1613 code for a protein of 390 amino acids. The transcript has 2 exons. The record is from RefSeq and is a predicted model, not a curated record.
GAGUGAUAGCAUCCACGCAUAGCUUCCCCUCGAUUAUCUCUUCUCCAUCAUUACUGGGCCCACCACUCGGUAGUUUUGCUGCGAACAGGCACGAGCCGCGCCAUAGAUACGUGUGCGCGCGCAAGUCUCUGUUCACGUUCAUGCAGAAUAUAAGCUGAAUGCUGGACACUCCGCACAGACGAUCGAUCAUAUCCUCGACGUCUCCGGACGCCGUUUUCUUCCUAGGCUUUCAUAUUCACCCUCCAGAUCCUGUCAUACUCGGCUCUGCUCAUGAUCGAACCCGGCUUAAGAGACCUAGGAGUGUGAGCCACAGGCCGAGGCUGGCAUACGCUACGUCCCUUCGCGAUGAAGUCCCCAUAUAUUGACCGAACUUCUGCAGAUCGGUGUGUGAAAGUCUUGCACCACCUUUCUCCAUCCAAACACCCGACUCCGAGAUUUUAAUGUCAAAGCGUGGAGCCAAGGCCGCUGCCCCCAUGGAGGAAACUACCGAGAAACGAUCGAAACCUCGCGUCAGGUCCGAUGCUCAGCUUGCUAGGAAGAGAAGUAUCGAUAGGGUACACCACCAGGCGAAGCGAGUCCGAGAGAAAAACCAACUGGACAACAUCGAGGACGGAACGUCGCAGAUCCAGCAGACGAUCCAGAAGCUGGCUGAGGAAAUCCACCAGCUGAACCUCGUGAUACGUGGAGGUAGCGGCUCGCCGAGUGUGUACAACCCGUCGUCGCAGCCGCCGUCGUUAGCGGGAGCAGAUAAUUAUACUACGCCGUCUGAAUUUGAGAGCGUUGAGGAUCCUUUGGGCGAUGCCGGCCCGCUCAGCGACGCAUCCUACAGAUAUUCCAUGGUUCCGAACUCGUGCUGCAUUGACGGUGUUCCGUGUCCCGUUCAUCAGCCUGCACAGUCCCUUCAGCCAGUCAUGUCGACCGGUAUGUACUCGACGCAAGACGCGAUGGCGGAUUGGGCUCGCGCCGAUUACGUUUCGGUCGCGUGCCGCUGCGGAAUCCAUCAUCAGACGGAAUCAGAUUGCUUUGAGCUGGCCACUUAUUCCUUCCUUCUCCGCUCGCACAAGGGCCUAUCAAGGGGUGACGAGGGUGUGCGCGCCCUACCGCGUUGGCCGUCGAUCGUGAACAUGCUGCUCUUCCACGAUGACAAUCCCAUCUCUGCAACCCUAAACUCCGUCUUCAAAAGAAACCACAUUAUGCACAACCUGCCCACAACAGUGGCCGCUUAUCUGAUGAUGUUUCUGUUUCUUAGGUGGAGAGCGCAUCCAGACACGGCGGCGUACCAGAGUCUCCCGCCGUGGCUGCUGCCCACCACGGUGCAAACGUCAAUCCCACACCCGCUGAGCAUAGAUUUCAUGCCAUGGCCGGCCAUUCGCGAUCAUUUGACCCAGAACCAGGGUAAAGAUCCUAGGCAGACUGUGAAGUUGUACAUGGAGCACGUUCGCUUCAACUGGCCCGAGUCGAGAACUUUUCUGGCCAGAAAUGUGAAGAACGAGGUCGUGCUUGACGCCGAGUUUGUUGCCGCCACGUACAAACUGGAGAACUGGAGCCUCUCUAAAGCGUGGGCAGAGGAGUUUCCGCUGCUGACACACCUUGUGAAACCGCAAGACACGUAGACUGGUCAUGAUAAGCAUUCGACGCGUCCGAACUCUCGCUGGGGUUGAUUUUGAGCUACAAGUCUACGGUACAUGCCAAAUAAUCCGAGAUACAUGAUUUCCACAACACAACCGCCUAAUCCGGGAGUCUAAGGAGCACGGUCAUGGCCAAUCGCCAUCGAACGUAGACCUCCUCCACAUAAAUUCCCAAAGUCUCUCGAAUGAGACUCUGUAACAGUCUCCAUACCUCUGUUCCUUUCGAGAAGCGCACCAGUUGCAUGUCAGGAAACAGUGCAAACCUCUUGACGGGAUUGUGCGCGUCCAGCAGGUUGUGCGGUAUUUACUUGGGAAAGAUCGGGCUUCGAUGGCCAUCUUGGUUGCUCUAUUUCUAAUUCUUGACGAAGAUGCCGGAGAAUGGAAUGCUCCACAGGGUAACACGCGUAGUAAGGAAUUUUUGCGCCGAAGUUUUCCAGCGGUAGUGACGAUAGAGGCAAAGAGCAAAUGGGCUCGAAUCGGCCUCGAAAAGUAUUUAGUUCCGCUUCUCACCGUGGAAGGAUGCCAUGUAGGUGAUGUAACUGCAAAUACGGUUCGACAAGACCACCGUCGUGGGUAGAUGGUGGUAAAGUGUGCGUACUCUGAAGAUCACAUGGCUGUGAAGGAGCCGGUGAAAUUCGUCGCACGUUAAUUUGAUGGUGCAUAUGAUGCCGACGACAGCUGAGGGAUUGAACGGCAUGUUUCGUUGGAUUUUAUCGUCUUGCAUUUUGUAAGCGCAAAAAAUAAAAGGCGGGCUUGGAAAAGUUAGGUUCACAUGCCAUGAAACCGAUAGUUUAUGAUCGGGAGUUAAAUCAACAUUGUAGAAUUUACGAAAAGA